Ostrinia nubilalis (European corn borer) is the source of this 2049-nucleotide messenger RNA. RefSeq names its product putative nuclease HARBI1. Bases 940 to 1995 code for a protein of 351 amino acids. The transcript is spliced from 5 exons. The record is from RefSeq and is a predicted model, not a curated record. Lineage: Eukaryota; Metazoa; Arthropoda; Insecta; Lepidoptera; Crambidae.
CACUUAUACAUACAUAUCGAUACCUUCAGGUUCAAUUGUCGUAUAAACCAAAACCCUACUUUUCAGGAGAGCCAAAAAACGAUUUUUUUUUUAAUAAAAAAUUCGUAACUUUUUUAUUUGAGAAGUUAUAAAAAAAUGUCCAAGAGAAAACAUUUUUCAAUUUUUGCGAUGAAAAAGUCUAAAUAUUUAAAAAAUGGGCAUCUUCAGUAGUUUUAAAGUUAGCUUGGAGUUACGUCGUUGAAAAAGGCACUCGGUGGUUUAUACGACCCAUUAUAUUUGACCUAAAAAUAACUCUUUACGUCGUAUUUGAAUUUUUUGUAAACACGAGACUGAAAUUGAUGGCUUAAAGACCAUUAGAUGUAUUUUUUUUGGUUUAUAUACCCAUUGAUAAAGUGAUUUAUUCAAAUGUAUUAUUAAAACUAUGUAUGUAAAUAAUGUAUUGUUUACUAUUUCCAGGCUUUUGUUGUUUAGAGAAUUUGCACAAAGAUAUUUAACAGUGUAAAAACUAUAUUUGGUUGAGGUAGAAAUAAUAAAUUUGCUUGCAUACGAAAAAUAACAUUUUUUUUACAUUUUGCAGGAAAAUUAUGGCAAAACAAAUAAUAUUUCUAAUAAUUCUAAACAAAACUAAUCACCAUAAAUUUUGAACAAAAAAAUACAAUUACAGCAAAACAUUAACGGUCUUAUUCAUAAUCAUUUUUCACAUUUUAUCAAAUGCUUAUUAGAGGUUUAUAAAACGUUUGAUAAAAAUUGUUAUUCAUAAUCGUCAUUUAGCGCUAAAAUCCUCUUAUAACUGUGUGAUAAGUUAUCGAGAGCUCGGGCCUUGUUUAAAGCUCUAAUAAACCUAUUUUAACCUAACUUUUAUAAAUGUCAUUUCAUAUGAAUGUCACUUCGUUGGUUUAUUUAUUCAAAAUAUCCUUGCUGUGAUCCUUGCUUGUGAAAAUGAAUGCUAUAAAUGCAAUUGUGCAUUUAGCCAAUAAUGCCGACCCAGCGCGACGUAGAAAGCUCUACCGCCAACGAAGCAACCCAUUCGAUUUGCGGGACCUAAAUUUUAAAAUAAAAUAUAGGUUCAAUAAGGACACAGUGCGCACCAUCAUAGAUUUGGUGGAAGAUGAUCUGGUUCAGAGCGCUAGAGGUGGUGGCACGUGUCCUGAACUGCAAGUUUUAGUGGCCAUAAGAUGUUGGGGACGUCGUGAGGUACAAGAUGAUGCUGGUGACCUCCAUGGCCUAAGUCAGCCGACAGUGAGCCGGAUAUGCGCCAGAGUCGCGCAUGCAAUCGCGAAUAAGGCAAAUUCCUUCAUCAAAAUGCCUAUCACUAUAGGAGAGCAGGAAAGAAUUAGUGCCAAAUUUAGAGCAAUUAAAAAUUUUCCUGGGGUGAUAGGAGCCAUAGAUUGCACCCACAUUAAAAUUAAAAAAACCGGAGGUGACAUGGCCCAGUACUAUAUUAAUAGAAAAGGCUAUUAUUCCCUGAAUGUUCAGGUUGUCUGUGAUGCUGACCUCAAAAUAAUGGAUAUAGUGGCUAGAUGGCGAGGCAGUACACAUGACAGUCGAAUUUUUAUGGAGAGCAAUAUAAAACAACGAUUUGAGGAUAGGCAGUUUAGAGGACGCCUUAUUGGCGAUUCGGGCUACCCUCUUCUGCCAUAUCUAUUUACACCUAUUUUAAGGCCUAGUCGUCCAGAAGAAGAAGCAUACAAUAAUGCUCACAUCUCAACUAGGAACACUGUUGAAAGGUGUUUUGGGGUGUGGAAGCAGCGGUUCCAAUGCCUACUCCAUGGCUUACCAGUAAGCCUCCAAAAUGGAAAAGCUGUGAUCAUAGCAUUGGCUGUAUUACAUAAUAUAGCCAUUGAUAUGAAUGACACAUUGUUAGAACAACAUAUGGAGCAGGUCCCUGUAACUCCGCAACUUUCGACGGAGAACAGUGUUCACGACAACCGACCUUCAUUGUUGAGGCGUAGGUCGCAGUUGAUACUACAAAAUUUUAUAAAUCAACAUUUUUGAAUGAUACUGUUCCUGGCAUCUUAAUGAAAAUAAAAAGAAUAUUUGAUUGAAAAA